AUGUCCAAUACACUCCACGAGGAAAACACUCCCGACCUCAAAGUCGACGAGAGUCCCAUUUCCCCAAUCGAGCGCCGCAACUCCCUCGAGAAACACUUGCAACACCGACCAGAUGCUCAGGACUUGAAGAACCGCCACAUCCUCCUCGACACCAAUGUUGCUCCGGCCCUUCAAGCCAAACAGCACGAACUCGAGCGUCAACAACACUCGGACAGUCUGAGGAAGCAUCUUGAGAAGAGACCAGACCGAGAGGAACUGGUCGAACGAAACAUCCUGCCCGACUCCACCGCCGCCCCCGCCUUGCAGGCGAGCCAACGCAGUCUCGAAAAGCACAUGCGAGCAGAUAGCUUGGAACAGAAGAUCCAGCAAAGGCCCAAACCCGAACAAUUGAUCAAGGAGGGCAUUUUGGAGGCAGACGAGAACCGCUGA
Messenger RNA from Rhinocladiella mackenziei CBS 650.93, 429 nucleotides. RefSeq lists its product as uncharacterized. The coding region runs from base 1 to 429 and encodes 142 amino acids. The transcript has 3 exons. The record is from RefSeq and is a predicted model, not a curated record. Lineage: Eukaryota; Fungi; Ascomycota; Eurotiomycetes; Chaetothyriales; Herpotrichiellaceae.